CGCUCUCCCGCUCUCAAGCCAUUGGUCGACUUGCGCGCGUGGAAGACAAACCUGACUCCCGGGUGAGAGAAUCUAGUGCGAGAGACGAUGGCUUCAAAGUGUCCCAAAUGCGAAAAGACUGUAUAUUUUGCUGAGAAAGUGUCAUCAUUGGGGAAAGAUUGGCACAAGUUCUGUUUGAAGUGUGAGCGCUGCAGUAAGACCCUCACCGCGGGUGGCCAUGCUGAGCAUGAUGGGAAACCAUACUGCCACAAGCCGUGCUAUGCUGCCCUCUUUGGGCCAAAAGGUGUGAACAUUGGGGGUGCAGGCUCAUACGUGUAUGAGGCUCCCGCCAACCCCUCCCCACCAGCAUCCACCGUCGACUCUGCACCCAAACCUCAGGAGAUGGGUCCCGCCUCUUCAAGACCACCAUCUAAAGCUGGAAGCAUCACCACCUUCUCUGGGGAAGCCAACUUGUGUCCCAGAUGCAACAAGAAGGUCUAUUUCGCCGAGAAGGUGACGUCACUGGGGAAGGACUGGCAUCGUCCAUGUCUGCGUUGUGAGAGAUGCAGUAAGACCCUGGCAGCUGGCAGUCACGCAGAGCACGAUGGUCAGCCCUACUGCCAUAAACCAUGUUAUGCUGUCCUCUUCGGCCCAAAAGGUGUAAACACUGGUGGUGUUGGCAGCUAUAUCUAUGACAAGGAGCCCAACACAGAGGCCCAGCCUUGAUUUUCAACCCUUGGGAAGCCCAACUUUACUAUAAUAACAGCCACUACCAGUACCUCACGCACUUUCACAUAUGCCCCACUUUUUGCCUUAUUAUGGAUAACCUUGUGCCAGCCUGGACCUUUUUCAGAAAAGUGAUGCCAUGUACUACAAUCAUGUCUUGAGCUCCAGCUGCACCACUGACCUCUUGGCCUCUUCUUUUUGGCCCAUUUGAUACUCCUCUACGCCAAUUGCAAUUAUCCCCAACGAGUGGAAAAUCUGAACUGGUUAGUCAUUUCUGAUUUGUCCUAUGAUUUAUGUCAAGGUAAUUUAUUUAAUUGUAUACAGUAUCUUUGUUUGUAUCAUGACUAAAUCGCUGUAUUGCAGCUCCUCGACAAAGGAAAAACUUAGAACCCUACUUCCACAAUACUGCAUGUACAGUAGGAUGUUUGUGUAAUGCGUGUUCUAGUAGCAGAUAAAAACAACAGAAGUUCGUUGAGGGAGUUUUGUUUUAUGAAGAAGAGCCAGGCUGUUUGAAAUGCCUGCCGACGGAGAGAUGAAUCUCGCCUUAGAGGUUUCAUGCAGGUGCGUUCGGGAGCACAUCAUCAUAAAUCAGAAAAAUAUUCCCAAACCCACAUUUACUUUUUGGCCAUAUGGCAGCAUUCUUACGUUGAAACAUUUUAAGAGAAGGUCUGCAGGACGUAUGCAGACAGUAAAGUGAAACGGCCAAGCUCUUAUUUUUAAAAGGGAGGAUAGAUUCUGCUCCCAGAGGACCACUGUCCUGCAGAGUUUAGCUUCAGCGCUAAUUAAGUACACCUGAACCAGCUAAUCGGGGUCUUGCAGAUUAUUUGAAACUUCCAGGCUGGUGUGUUGGGACAGGAUGGAGCUAAAAUCUGCACGGGCCCUCCAGGAGCACUUCUGGAUACCUCCUUGAUUUAUGGGGUAGGUAGUUGAAGUCCACUGGGACAGAUGGGAACAGGGGUGUAUGUGAUUGGUGCUUGGUGACCAAGUAGCUGCAGCUAAUAUUUCUGAUGCCAAUCUAGUACCGUUAUAUGACGGAUUAAAGAAAAGAUACAAGCUUUUGUAUUGUUUGUGAUUUUGAAUCUUUUAAACGAACCCCAGUUUCACAAAGUGUUGUAACUGAAGUAUUAUGUCUACCAUUAGUUCUUUAGUUUGUAGUGAAUUUGACUGCAUUCUCUCUGAAUGUGCAUUCAUACUUUAUGACUGUUAUAUAUAUAUAUUUUUUGCUGUAUCAGGCCUUUGUUCUUUUGAUAACUUUCUUAUGCAGAGUCUGCAUGUCAAGUCCUGCUGCUUCUGUGUGUUUAAUCCCAUAUUAAAGUUUACAUAAAACCUU
Messenger RNA from Puntigrus tetrazona (Sumatra barb), 2035 nucleotides. RefSeq names its product cysteine-rich protein 2 (gene crip2). The record is from RefSeq and is a predicted model, not a curated record. Lineage: Eukaryota; Metazoa; Chordata; Actinopteri; Cypriniformes; Cyprinidae.